GCCGCCUCCCUCCCCGCCCCGCACCACGCCGCCCGCGCCGCGCCGCCGCCUCUGACUCCGCCUCGGCCGCCUCGGAUCCGGACCGAGCGCCGGCGAUGGCGCUCGCCUUCGACGAGUUCGGGCGCCCCUUCAUCAUCCUGCGGGAGCAGGAGAAGCAGACGCGACUGCGGGGGCUCGACGUGCAGAAGGUUAAGACGUGCCCAUGUGAUUUUGCUGCGGUGCAGGGUUGCUACCCGGGCCGGCCAGGCGGGAGGAGCAGAUGGGGGUGUACCUCAGCACGCCCAAGACGGACAAGCUCUCCGCCGAUGGGGAGAACAGCCGCGUCCGCUUCGGCCUCUCGUCCAUGCAGGGUGGCGGACCACCAUGGAGGACGCGCAUGCUGCGUUCCCAGACCUUGAUGACUGCACAUCCUUUUUUGGUGUUUAUGAUGGCCAUGGUGAGAAGGAAGAACCAAACCGCUACAGAUCUGCAUCUCCUCCCCUGUCGCUGCGCCCUGGCUGCUGCUUGCUUCCCAGGGAGCACGACAGCCAAGGGCCGAGAAACUUCGCCAGCCAUCGGAUGUGAGAAGCGGACAGCGAUCGAGGAUCGCUACCGCAUCAGACGGACUAUGUCCAAUGUUACUCCUUUUAGUAAAUGUUUAGCUAGUACUCUCAGUUCUGUGGUUGUGCAAAGAGUUUGUUAUGUUGAUGCCAAAUAUUUAGAGAAGAUUUGGGUAGAUGGGUGCCAAAAGUCUGCGUGACUUUGUGUACUUUGUUGUUAUGUUGAUGCAACACUAGGACAUAUUUGUAUUUAGUGGAUUCAUGUUGGACUACUAUUAAUAUAUAUAAUCGUGUGUAUUAGGUCA
Messenger RNA from Sorghum bicolor (sorghum), 844 nucleotides. RefSeq lists its product as uncharacterized. NCBI's taxonomy places the organism in Eukaryota, Viridiplantae, Streptophyta, Magnoliopsida, Poales, Poaceae. The transcript has 3 exons. The coding region runs from base 260 to 739 and encodes 159 amino acids. The record is from RefSeq and is a predicted model, not a curated record.